This is a messenger RNA of Labeo rohita (rohu), 6987 nucleotides long. RefSeq names its product trichohyalin. The transcript is spliced from 23 exons. The record is from RefSeq and is a predicted model, not a curated record. Gene Ontology annotation, cellular component: Golgi apparatus. NCBI's taxonomy places the organism in Eukaryota, Metazoa, Chordata, Actinopteri, Cypriniformes, Cyprinidae. Bases 340 to 6195 code for a protein of 1951 amino acids.
ACAAGAAGAAGAACCUUGCGCAUUAACAAGAGAUGAAUGUUUAUCACAUUGAUAAGCCUAAUAGAAAAUAAGGUUAUAGGUUUCCUACUGUAAAACAUAACAUAUAUGUCUAUUUGCUGUGUUAAACAUGUAUAAGUGAACACUUCGUCUUGAACCUGCACUGUAUUCGAAAUGUGACGAGAUAUAAAUCCAUGUAACUGGAGGCAAGGGCAGUGGACCUCCAGGACCAAAUGUGAAGAGCCCUUCAGUAGAUUGACUGGGUUGUGUGUAGUCUUGCUUUACUUUAUUUAAAACCUCCUGUCUAAGACCUACUGUCUUAGGCCAUAGGCUGCGUAAACAAUGCUGAGGUGGUUUUCAGCAGAAGAGUCUGGCUCUGCGCAUGGAGCUCCUGGCUCCCCGCAGGUGGACAUGGGCAGUGAUAUAAGAUUUUCUGAGGUCACUGAGCAGCUAACACAGAUGGAGGAGCUUGUGGCCCAUUUAAAAGAACUGAUCAGGGAAAAGGAUGCAGCACUCAGUGGUAAAGAUGACGAAGUCAAGGAGCUGACAGAACAAAUGCAGCGCUUGCGGGGUGAGAGAGAAAACUUUCAGUCAAAGCUGGACGCAGAACGUCACAUUACUCGGGCUCGGAUCAAGGAUCUGAUGGAGAAACAUGAGGCUGAGCUGCUCAGGGCUGCUGAUAAACAUGAGACUGAGUUGUCAGAGAGGGAGCAGGCCUUACGCCGACAGCUUGAGACUUUUCAGCGCUCUAUAUCACAGCCUGCAGAUGCAUCAACAAACCUACCCACCUCCAACACAGCUCAGAAAGUCACAGAGCUGCAAGCUCAAGUGAAGCUGAAAGAAACAGAGGCCAGUAAAGCAGAAGCAAAGUUCUUGAAAAUGAAAGCUUGGUCCAAAUCUCGGAUCAGGCAGCUCGAGGUGGAACUCAAAAAAGUUCAGUCUGGAGUAUGUCUCGAUAUGUCCCCUGAUGUCACGUCCCUUCAUAGUCGCAUUACUGAAUUGCAAGAGGAGAGGGAGGAAAUGCUCGGCAAACUGGAGCUGUAUGAAGAUAUGAAGGCAAAAAAUGAUGAACUUCAGAAGCAGCUUAUGGAAUAUAAGGAACAGCAGAGGAAGAUGCAGGCCGACCUGGAGCAGGUGACCAAAAGAGCAGCAUCACAGGUGAGUGAGACAGGCAGCAUGGAUGAUGUUCAGGUGAUGGAGUGGCAAGAAAUGGUUACCAUGGUGACUGAGUCAGAGAGAGUUCAAGAUCAGGGUCAUGAGAAGAACGUCAUGGCCUUCAGAAUGAGCCACAUCGAGGAGGAGAGAGAGGGACUGAUUGAGGAUGACUGGUUGUUUCCUGGCUGCUCCGAUCCAGCAUUAGCCAAUCGGCAACAGGAAGUGGAGGAGGAGUUGGCCCAGGCCCGUGGACUCAGCCCACAGAAAAGCAGGAAGCCCAAAUAUUUCACCCCACGCAGCCUGCAGUUUGAAGAAAUGGAAAAAUGCAAGAAGGCCAUGCAGGUUUGGAAGGACAUGAGGGAGGACUUGGAGUUUCAUAAUAGGCAAGACCCGAUAGGUCCCACUGAUUGUGAUGUUCUUGUAAAUGGAGAGAAUAUGGGUGGAUGGUGGCCACAGCACAGUGCUGCAGAUACAGAUGGUUUGAGGUCUGUCGUUGAGGAGCUCGAACUAGAGAGAAAUCAACUGCAGGAACAGAUUUUGGUCCUUGAGAAACAGUGCCAAGAUCUAGAGGACCGUCUGCAACUUCAGGCUCGCAUUGAAUUACUACAGGCAACGUUUGGUAUAGAUGAAGAUGGUCGAGCAUUGUCCGUGUCUCAGAAUGAAUCUGAGCGCCUGCAGGCACAGGUCGCCAACCUUCGCAGUCAGCAGAUUAGAGAGACAGAAAAGAAUCAGCUGCUCGUUGCCAGCCUGAACAAACAACUCAAAGGACUGAGCAGCACACAGGAGUGUCUGGAGUCCUCACUCAUGGAAAAAGAGCACACGCUUGCCAGAACCUCAGAGAAACUGGAAUUUAUUGACAAUCUGAAAGAGGCUUUAGAGACAAAGGAAAAACAAAACCAAGAAACAAGUGAAAAACUUCUUCAGACUGAACACAAUCUGGCUGAAGUUACAAAGACAUGCAGCACCUUUGAGAAGGAAAACUCAGAGAUGAAAGCAGCUGUUGCAGAUCUGACACUCAAGCUCGGUGUGCUGAAAGACAAGGUCCAAAAACAAGAGGCCACUAUAGAAUCAUUACAGAACGAUCUGGUUCAAACAAACGAUGAGCUCGACAGACUGAAUGCAGCUCAUCUAGAAGAAAGAGCCCAGCUGGUUCAUGACUUACAGAGCUGUGAGCGUGAAAUCGAUAGACUUCAAGAUGUCAUCACUGAAAAGGACAAAGACAUAUUGGCACUAACAUCCAGCACAGCAGAAUAUUCAGAGCAAAUUCAUGAACUAAAACAGAAAAUGAAGUUCAAAGAGGAUGUGCUGAGUAAAAUUGAACAGGAUGUUCAAAUCUUUAGAGACCCACAGCUUUCUGACCAACAGUUCUUCAAUGUGUUAAUACCUCAGCUGAUUGAACAAUUAAAGAGAACCGAAACUGAUCUAAAAGUAUCGAAAAAAGAAGGCGAGUCAAGAAGUAAUGAAAUUAAAGACUUAACAAAGCAAACAGAAGAGGAUAAGAAAACAGUUCAGAAUCUCCGCAUGGAAAUACAGAAGCUGAAUAUGAAUCUCAAAGACCAGCCAUUGAAUAAAGAACAAGUGCAUGAAAAAGACUCUUUCCAGGAGGAGCGUAAUAAGUUGCUUGCUAAAGUCAGCAAAUAUGAAAGUGAGCUUCUGAUGUUUUCUAGAAAGCUUGAGGAGCAGGAUGAAUGUCAAGAACAGCUUAAGCAAGAUGUCCAAGAAAAGUCAAAGAUAAUAUCCUCAUUGGAGGAGAAGCUAAAGAUUGUUCAAGAGGAGACAGUAGCAGAGAGGGAUAGAUUUAACAAAGAACUCAAGAUUCGGGAUGAAGCCAAAGAAAACCUUGAGAAAGAUUUGUCUGUUAAAAUUGAGAGUAAUAAAUCGGUGAACAAUAACAACCAGAAACUUAAGGAAUCGCUUGAGCAGACCUUGGGAGAGCUUACAAGACAAAAGGAGCAACUGGAUAAUGCUAAGGAGCAAAUGCAAGCUCUGCAAGAUAAGAAUUACAACUUGCUUUUACAAGUCGAAAGUCUCACUAAUGACAAUUGUCAUUUGAAGAGGGAAUUUGAGGCUAGUGUCCAGUCUCUCUCUGAAGUUUCAGAAAAAAAGAAAAGAUUGGCAAGCAAAAUAUCUGAAGUUGAACAGCAGCUUUCAGAAAGUGUUAAAACAAUAGAACACUUGCAAAGAGAUAAGGAAGAGCUAACACUCAAAGGAAAUGAACUGAACAAAGAACUUGAGCAAAACAAUCAGUCAAUGGCUAAGAUUGUUUUAGAAAAAGAUGGCUUUGUUAGACUCCAUGAGACACUGGGUAGACAAAAUCAACAAUUACAAGAAAUGUUUGAAGAGAAACAAAAAGAAGUGAUUACACUGACCCAAGUUGUGUCUGAAAUGAACAACAAGGUUGCACUAACGCUUGAAGAAAAUGAAAAACUUGCUUCUAAAAUUGCUAGUCUUGAUGAGCAGAAUAAGUACCUUCAGAAACAAACAAAUGAACAGAUGACGUCACUCACAGAAACAACCAAGGAGAGGGAUAAUCUGCAAAACAAAAUCUUGAUUUUUGAAACACAGGAUAUGGAAAACUGUAAAAUCAUUGAAGGCUUGCUUAAGCAAAAGGAAGAUUUGCUUUUGCAAGUAGAGGAACGCAAAGUCAUUGAACAGAAAUUGCAGUCUCGAGCUGAGACCUUACAGGAAAAGUCUUUAGAAUGUGCAGCCCUCUCAAAAUGUCUCAGGGAGACCAAAGAGGAAGUAGAUCAUCUUAAGAGAGAACUUGAAUCCUCCACUUCUCAAGUCCUUCAAUACACACAUAUCGUUUUUGAAAAAGAAAAGACCAUAACAGACCAAAAUACCCAAAUGGAAACUUGUCAGCACCAACUUAAGCAAUUACAUGACAGUCUUUCCAUUCUUCAAGAACAAGCUAUUAAUCAUAAAUCAGGUCUGACAGAAAAAGACACACUGCUGCAGAAAGAAUCCAAUUCAUGCCGUUUGCUACAAAAGGAACUUAGUCAUGAACAAGAACUUGUUAUUACCCUUCAACAAGAGAUGAGCUCUCUGAAAAUGGAGUUUUCCAGACUGAACCAGACUUUAGAAGUGAAAGAAAAAACUUUAAAAGAGAAAAAUCUUGAAUGCCACAAUCACUCAGAGGAAUUGUACAAAAGAAAUGAGUCUGUGCUUUCACUAACUAGUCAGCUUGGUAUUAUGAAUGAGAAUAUUGUGAAGCUUGAAUCUGAUAAUGCACAUUUAAAAGGCACUUUAGAGGAGCAUUUGACAGAAAAUGUAAGACUAAAAGAGGAGUUGAAACAGAAACAAAUAGAGGUUGUGGAGUACCAAGAUAAUGUCCAAGCAAUGAAUGACCAAAACGUUAUAAUUAAAUCUGAACUGAAGAAUUCAAUGGCGGAAAUAUUUAGACGACAAGAGAUGAUCACAUCACUACAAAAUGAAUUGGAAAGUAAAAGAGUUGAACUGGCGUCUUUGUCAGGACAAUUAGAAUCCAAACACUCUCAACUUGAAGCAUUACAACUCACUCUGCAGGGGAAAGAGGAAGCUUUCAGGACACAGAAGAUGUAUGUAAAUAAUAUGCAAGUUAAAGUGUUGGAAAAUGAAAGCCAAAUCACCCAGAAAAUAUCAGCGAUCUCUGAGCUGCAUGAAGAAGUUCAGAAUUUGCAAACAGCUUUGCAAGAAAAAGAUAGGUUACUGUUAAUUAAAGACCAAGAGUUCUCUCUGGUUAAGAAGACAUUAAUGGCACAAUCAGAAUCAUGUGAAUCCAGACUGAAAUUAGAAAUGGAUGAAAUUGCUAAAUUUCAAGGAGAGUUGAAGAGCUUACAAGAAAAGAACGACCAUCUCAUCAACAUCAUUAAUGAAAAGGAUUCUUUACUGAUGCAGGAGAAGGAAAAGUGUCUUCGCUUGCAAGGUAGUGCGUCAGAACUGGAAAAUACAGUUUCACAACUGACCUGUCAAAUAGAACGAUUAACCUUGGACAUCACACAGCUCAGGGAAACACAAACUGAGAAGGAACAAGUCACGUUUGCUGCUCAGUCACAAAUGCAGAAGCUGGAUGAACUAUACAAGAAACUUCAAGUGGAGCACGAUUUGACCAAACAAGAGUUGCUUAAAGUUAUCAAUGAAAAAUCUUUAAAGGAAGAAGAGAUCUGUAAAUUGGUUGAGGAAAAGGAAGAGAUCUGCAGAAAUUCUAAUUAUCAGAUUCAGAGAAUUCAAGACCAGCUACAACACCACAAGUGGCAAUCCAGUAAAGUGGAAGAAGAGAAGACAAUGGCAACAGAGAAACAACAUAUCCUGGGUCAAGAUGUGUCCCCAGAACACUGGGUCCAGUUGCAUAGCCAACUACAACACUGCCAGCGAGAGAUCCAGCAAAGGGAUUUUAGCCUUCAACAACUUAACAUUAAGCUGCAACAGACAACUGAGGAAAAGGAAGGGGUGACCUCCCAGUUAAGCACUGUUUCCAAGAUGCUCAGAGACACACAGCAGACUGUUAGUGAGCUCCAGAAUCGCUGUUGUUGGCUGGAGAGACAAUUUCAAAACCAGUAUUCACCCACGCAGGGUUCAGGCUAUACAGAAGUUCCACCAGGAGCCCCUCAGGAACCAAUCAGUGCCAAUUUUAACCCAAGUGGAUCAGACAGUGGAGAUCUCAGGAUAAGGCUGGCUGAGGCAGAGUUUCAUCUGUCUCAGUUAAACUCGAGAUUAGAGGAGGAGAGAUCAAGGAGAGAGGUCGCAGAGGAAGCCAUGCGGUUGACGGAACAGAGAGCUAAGAGCAUGGAGUCAAACCAAUCACGGCAUUCUCAAAGGGACUUUAGUAUUCAGCUGGAAAAAGACGAGGAACAGUAUGAAGACCUUGUUCUUCGCCCAGGCCGGCACCGUUUCAUGCACAAGAUGAAGAGUGGGGUUCACUUGUGCCAACGCUGGUUUAAAGGAAGUAGCAUAUACUGCUGUUCCAAACUACUGCCAUCCAGAGGGAAGGCACGCUACAUAUUCAUGGGCUACCUUCUUAUGCUUCAUGUGCUGGUUUUCGUGUGCCUCAGUUGGUCCCUGUAGAAAACAGUUGUCAUCAAAAUCACAUAUGCAACAAAUAGAAGAUCUGCAAAAAACUGGUGUGGGAACUGUAAGAGAAAAGCCCACAGUCCAGGCGCUUCCACUUACUGCGAUGCAUCAGAAAACCAAUGUAGGAGCUUCCCUUUAGUUGCGCACUCAAAUAGUGUAAAGCAGAAUGAUGAACUAUGAUUUGAGACAUCGAUCUUGAUCUGAAACUUACUAAGUCAUACUGGUUUCCAUAUAGACUUCAACACCAGCAUUUAUAAUGCAGAGACCUCAUGUGUAUUGGCAGAUACACAGAUGGCCAUUAGUAUUUAGAUUAUCUGAUGUAAUGGCUAUGCACUGAAAUCUUAAAAUUUAGGUAAGCAAUUGUUUUUCACAUUCUGCCAUCAAAUAAACCGAAGAUGAAUGUCCUGUUUGUCUGCACUGGAAAUGAUCAUAAGAUCGAAAAAUAAUUUACGUUGUAUGUGUACAGAGAGAAUAUUGAGUUUAUGUGCAAACUUUCAAAAGCUGUUAUAAGCAAGCAAACUUGUGAGAUGCCUUUAUGAACAUGAUUACAAUGUAGAAACACUGGAUUGAAAAUUAGGGUUUUGGAAUUAAAACUAAAUUAUGGUUUAUUUUAAGGGUUGAUUUACUUAUAGUAUGAAACACUGACAUGUUUGCUUGCAGAGCCAUAAAGUUAUAUUAUUAUGUAAAGUAGUUACACUACCUGUUGUGCAACACUGUAUAUCUGUAUAUGAAGUAUGGUAUGAGAAAAAGAGUGAAUCUUUGUUGAAUUAAACUACUGAGACCUUC